ACAGCUCAUUCUUCGACUUACUCUUGUACUGGAAACAUCUUCCUGUAACAACAGCAGCAACAUGGAUGUGAGGCACCUAGCUCUCCUCCUUACCCUACUGCUGGGGAUUAUCUGCUCCUCUGAAGAGAAACCGGUCAGCUUGACUUACCGAUGUCCCUGUAGAUACUUUGAAAGUAAUGUGGCCAAGAGCAACAUCAAACACCUGAAGAUUCUCUCCACCACCAACUGCUCUCUGCAGAUUGUGGCUCGUCUUAAGCACAAUGGCAAACAGAUUUGCUUGGACCCUAAGAUUAAGUGGAUCCAGGAGUACCUGGAGAAAGCUUUGAACAAGAAGGUGAAAACUUAAACUCCAUCUCAUGUGCUGGUGCAGAAGACAUUUUGAGAAUCUUAUUAUCCUGCACUGAUUCCUUGCAAAUCUACCACAGGCUUCCAACUGCACACAGUACUCCAGUUCUUAUUGUGCUUCUACUAUAUAUAUGGAGAUGGACACUUGAUCCUUGUCAUUCCAGCACUGUUAGCAGAAUGGACAGCUGCACUGAUUUUAAACUUUGUUAAGUUAAUUUGUCAGUUUUCUCCUUUUUUUUUAUAAUGGAACUUAAGCCUUAUACAUGGUUGGUUAGAGAUGGCUUAAAACAUGGUGGGGAUUAAGCUAUUAACAUUAAAAAGCAAUAAAUGACCUUCAUUUGCCAUAUUCCCUAAAGUCCAGUUAAGUAGGAAAACUAUUUUUUUUUUUCUAUUCCAAUAAAAUGGAAAUUAACCUUAUUUCAAACAUAAUGCCAAUUUAACAUACAUCAUAGGUCAGAAAAUCCAGAGGGGGGAAAAUAAUAUCUAAAAAGGUUUAAUGACUUAUUGCGUAUUCAUUCAACAGAAAGAGCUUUACAAGAGAAAAUGAUCUAUUGUUCAAACUAAGUUUUGUUGUUUGUUUGUUUUUUGUUUGUUUAAUUGUUUUCCACAUUACUACCUAUUUAAAAAAAAAAUGAAAAAAAAAUUUGUGAAAUUCUGUUUUCAUUCUGGCCAUUAUUUCUAAUAAGUUGACACUUCCUGGUCUGUAGAGAUGACUUUUUAGUAUCCUCCUUAUCAUUAUAGGCAGGAUAACAACGGAAUGUGACACCGAUAUAUAAAUAACACAGGAUUCACCACUGAACAAUUUUCUAUGUACAGGUCUUAGAGCAUGCCUAGAAAAAUCCUAUUGAAGUCAAUGACCCUGAUUUACUAAAAGUGGAGUGUAGUUUUCUUUGUGGGUUUUAAUUCCCUACAAUUUUUUUCCACGGUAUUUACUAAGGUUUUCCUACAUUUUACACUUUUCCCUACAUUUUGCUUUUUUUUACACAUGCUCUGGUCUGUAGGGUUUUCCUCAGCGGAAAUCCACCACAUUUGCUGUGGAAACCAUAGUAAAUAUGUUGUUUUUUUGUGAAAAUGUCAGUGACACGCCCCUUUUUCUGUGACCAUGCCCCUUUUUGCCGACAGUCACACCCCUUUUUCGGUUUUCCCAGUAAAAUGGAGAGUUGGUCGUUUUUUUUUUCAUUUCUGGCGCAAUGAGACAGAAUCUGUCGCAAUGAGACAUGUCGGGUUUACAAUAAUAAAUCAGGGCCAUUAAGUCAGCUUCAGACUAUAGGUUCAUCUUAUGGUGUUAAAAGAAACUUAGGUAAGAUAGCUAGCUACCCUGAUAAUCAUCUACAUGAAAUAGAUUAAAAAAAAUCUACAACCAGAUAAUAAAAAUAGAUAACUAAAAGAGUAUAUACAUCUGGUUUCUAUUAGCACUAAAUGAGUAGGUGAUCAAUUCCCUUUGACUUCCAUCUAACACGAGAAAUAUGUUUCCACUGAGAUAUUGUAUAUGGCAUUGGCCAGGCUUCACAGAUUCACUAUUCAUAGAUUUCCUAGUUUUAUGUAAAUAAACUUAAAUAUUGUUUAAUGAAAAGUUCUCUACCUUUUAUCAUGCUUUGUCUUAAUCUCUCACCACUUUCAAGAUCCAUGGUUGCUAUCAGUUAAUUGGGAACAUGUUUCUUUACACCAAAAGGCUAAAACCCCUAAAACAUUCUCAAGAUAAUUUGUUACAGUAAGGCGUUGUUCUUAACAGGAUAAUGGCUACAACUGUUUGUAUAUAUACCUAGGGUAUAUAUGAAAUGUAUCCACAGGCUCCACCCACCUAAAUGGUUCAUGAUUGUCCUUUUCAUCUCUAUCAGACUAGUAUAUGUGGGAAAACCUUGUCUGUGCUAUGGAGACUAUUGUUAGAACAUAGACUUUAGCUUUUCAGCCAGGUCCCACACAGUACAAGUUCACAUUAUAAGUAUAAUACAUUGUCCUAUGGAGAUUGCAAAUGCACAGAUGUACUAUUCAGAGUGCAAUGAAGUCUACCUUACAAUAGCCAGCCCCCCUUUAUUUCUAUUAAACAACAGCGAGAGAUGACAUUGCAGUGUCAUUUUGUGUUUUAAAUAAUUUGAUGGUGUUUAGGUAUUGUCCACCAAUAAAAAUAAAGAAAAAUAUUAUACAUGUGCUCUAAAAAUGAAGUGAACAGGGCCACAUCUCGCCUAAGCAAUGGUUUGUUUCCCGGGCUCUAGGCUGAUAAAUAUUACCCAUGUUGUAACAUCAUGCUGAAGAUAUGACAUUUUACUACUAAUAUGGCAUCACCAGGACAAUUUUUCCUUAAAAUAGUAGUUGUAGAAAACUGUAAGGAUUUUAUGUGUUUAUAAUAUUAGAGAAUAGUACAACUAUUCAAUUCACAAUGAAGAAUCUCUCCUGGGGUCAGACUUUUCAGAAACCUAUUAAAGCAGUGGUCUUAAUAGGACAAUGUGGGGAAAUUCUUAAAAAAAAUGGCAAGGACAAGUAAAGCUUUUCCAAAGUUUUCUAGAAAAAUUUGAAUGUAACUAAUUUAUCCCUGUUGGCAACGCUACUAUGAUUAUAAAUCUGUCUGGCCUGAGCAUUUCUAUAUACACAGACUUGGACUUCUUCAUUAUAAUGCCUAUAUUACCUUUUAGUUACAUAACUGGUUGUGUCAGCAUCAAAAUUAUACACUGUUUAAAAUGAGGCAUAAACCUGACAAACUUUUUAUUUGAUCGGUUUUCCAGCUUUUGGAUAAUGACUGACCCCAAUAUUUUCUUGUGUGACCUGUGGGUGUUAAGAACUAAGCUAAUACCUGCCAAGGCUGUUUUUGUGAACAGCGUUCAAUCAUUAGGUUCAGUAACUCUAGUCACUGCCCAAUAGUCCCAGUUCUAAGUUAAUACAUCAUUUAAUCAGAAUUAUUGCUUUAUUAAGCUGAACUUUGGCUUUAUGCAAUCAGCAGUAUAAAGAAUAAGAUACAGUUGCUAAAUAUGCAUUUUCAUAUGCAGUACUUUCGGAAUGGCAUUUAAAAUGGCAAUAGUAUUUUUUAAAGACUAAAGGUACCCAUAUACAUUAAACAGAACUUGGCCAAACCUACUAAUUCCAGCUGACCAUCUAGUGGGUUUCAGUGCCCCCUAAUUGUCCCCUAAUGGCAGAUUGUUGGGGAAAGGGAUCAGGCAUGAUGAAUUUUAACAUGGCUAGUUUUAGAUAAGUUUCUACCAGAAGAAUGUUGCCCCACCAGAAAAAUGCACACACUUGUCCAAGUUGUGUAUGUUUAUGGGGAAGUUGGAGAAAUAACUGUACAUUAAAUAAGUGUUUAGCCAUAACGUGUAUGACCAUCUUUACGUAGAAGCAUAUUCAGUAUUUCUCUGGCAAACACAUUUUGUAUAAUGAGAACUCACUGAAAGCAUUUUACUGCCAAUUUUUCCUCAGCAUUGCUUCUGGAGGGAGAUACAACUUGUAGGUGUUUUGGCUGGGUUUAGCAGAAAAGCCAUGAGUCUGAGCAGUAAUAAAGUCCUUUCUGCUAUUUUGUCUACAGUAGACUUCUCCUUAUCUGAUAGAUAAUAUACUGCUAAAAGUUUCAGCUCACUGCAUAUGAGAACAUAUCCACAAAGAUCGUGAAAGAAGGACUGUGCAACAUUUCUAUAAGUUUAAUUGUAGUGGCUAGAAAUAAUAGUGCAUCCUUCAAGCAACCAAAAACCUCCAUUUUCCAACAAAUUUACUGAGCAGACAUUUUCGAAAAAGUUACUGAGCAUACAUGUCAAAGCUUACUACAUUCACAAAUACGUGGAAAUGUUUUUAAACAAUCACCCCAGCUCCAUUAUAUGUUGAGCAUACAUAAGAUUUUCUUUGAGAGUAUCUCUCCUAGAAUUAUACUUUUCACUUUACAAUUUUGUGUGGUCAGCUUAAAAAUAUUUACUGUAACAUUUUUUUAGAUAAUAUUGUCAUAAACAGCUAUAUCUAAGAUAAAGUGGGACAGACAUUGCUCUGGAUUUCCUGUCAAUAACUUUAGCCAAUGUCAGAAUUCUAGUGAAGAACAUACAGGAAAGACUCAUUAUUUUUCCUUCUCUUGGAUGCACUAAAUACAGAUACAGUAGUCAAAUUCCUUGUAUUGCAAAAUUCCUUAGCUCCCACUUUUCAGUGCAUCAAGCUACAUAUAAAGCCCAGUGUACAUGGUCAAAGUGUGGCUGUAUGGAUCCUUAGUAUGCCAUCCUGAAAAGUCUAUUCAUAAAAACCUACUAAAUGUCCAAAUUCCACAAUUGUGUAAAAAAAAAAAGUAUAUAUAUGGUGCUAUAUAUAUGGUGCUAUAUUUAUAGAAAUACUAUACGGAAGAGCAUGGCAAAUAUUAAGCACAUGUAGGAGGCCUGAAUGCUGCUGUACAGGCCCCAUGCACAUGGCUCAUGUGCCUGAGGCCUAGUGCUAUGAUUGUGUGCUGCCACUAUAAAGAGAACAGAAUGAGGCCAUAUAGGACACAUAGAGAAAACUAUAGACAUAUACCCCCUUAAAAAGUACCUGUCACCAAACUAAACUUGUAAUAUAUUGUUCCCUGUUAUUAUAAGACACCUUGCAAUUUACUUGCUGUUAAAAUUAUCAACCUUGUUUUUAAUGUGAUUGGAAAAAUAGCCACUAGGUGGCUCUGUUCUGUUCCCUGUGCAAGUCAAACAGUUAGUUUGGUCUCCUCCCAGCCUGGCAGGAGACCAAACUCAGGAAGUACAUGCGGGGAAUGGCAAGGCACAGCUUUCGCAGGCUUCAGUGAUGUCACGCCUGUUGGGGAAUGCCCACUUUCCCCUGCCAGGAGCUCACACAAUGUGAGCAAGGAAAAAGGUAUAAUACAGAGCUUUUUAAAGCUCAGCAAUUUUUAAUCUGAGUUAGAUUAGAAAAUAUGGUUUGAUGACAUGUACUGUUUAAUAAACAGGUUGUGUUCCUUAUGUCCUAUUUUGAACUACUUUCUUUAUACAUCUGGCAUAUUUUCCUAACUAAGGGCCUUAUUAGGGAUGUGCAACCGAGUGAUAGCAGAAAAGGACAAUCUAGUGAUUGCUUGUACAACCCUCCCAGCUUAAGGCUUGUAAUAGGAUCUAUGAACGAGCUCUAAUCUACAGUAAGCAUCAGGCCAUCUAAAAAGCCCUUUACCCCUGCCAUCUCCUGGAAUCUUUUUUUCAAAUGAAGGAAAGCAAAAAGAAUAUGCUUAUGGAAUUUACCAUUUAUCAUUGUGCGUGUACACAUUUAUAUAGGAUAUUACAACUAUUGACACAACAGAAGUGAAACUAUCUACUGCUUGCUCUACCAAUAAACAAGGCCUAGGCCCUAGAAUAGAGUAACAUACUGUUUUUUGUUUGUUGAAGUGUUAUAAUGGUGCAGGUUGGUGCCGAGUAAUGUGUUAUGAAGUGCAGUUGAAUAUAUUGGUAUUCUACCAAUGUUAGUAUGUCAGGUUCUGAUGUUCUAAUUCACAGUGAAUCAUGAAUAUAAACUUUUGUUUUGCCAUUGUAUACAAUUUCUUCUAAAACCUUGGCUAUAAACCAUAAUCAUGGUAUUAUAAACAGGAAACUAUACUAAAAAGCACUGGAUUUAUGAAAAGAAUGCACUGCCAUACAAAAUCUGAAUUACGCUUAUUCUCUGUGUUAAACUGAAUAAAGAUCCACUGUAAUCUCAAUAAAUGUGAAAUGUUCCUAAUCAGAAAUGUAUCCUCAACAUGUGUUUGUACAUGGAGAGCAAAUCGGUCUGUCUUCUGCAUGUACGCAGAGUAACAAUGCAUACCUCAAGAUAAGUGGAUAUUGAUAUCUAUACAUAUGUAACACAUUAAAAUUGCCCUGACAUAUGAAAAAUACAGUAAUUUUGUAAUAAAAGUUUCUGAAAGCAUAAAACAUAUAUAAAGCAAGACAUUUUCAGCAAUAAAUAAUUGAAUUUAUAGGACAUGAAGGAUGACAUAGCCAAGUUCCUUAUAAAAUAAUUUCAAGAACAUUCAAGAUGCUUUUCAGCACUAAUAAAUUAAAGUGGACAUUGUAACAGACCUUGAAAAGACCUUGUCUUAUACUAUUAUACAUGCUUUAAAGGGGUACUCCAGUGGAAAACUUUUUUUUUUUAAAUCCACUGGUGCCAGAAAGUUAAACAGAUUUGUAAAUGACUUAUAUUAAAAAUCGUAAU
Molecule: messenger RNA, 6459 nt
Organism: Hyla sarda
Lineage: Eukaryota; Metazoa; Chordata; Amphibia; Anura; Hylidae
Gene: CXCL12
Product: C-X-C motif chemokine ligand 12
Exons: 4
Coding region: 62-346 (94 amino acids)
Biological process (GO): immune response; defense response; cell chemotaxis
Cellular component (GO): external side of plasma membrane; extracellular region
Molecular function (GO): CXCR chemokine receptor binding; chemokine activity
Source: RefSeq, a predicted model, not a curated record